Molecule: messenger RNA, 1320 nt
Organism: Ananas comosus (pineapple)
Lineage: Eukaryota; Viridiplantae; Streptophyta; Magnoliopsida; Poales; Bromeliaceae
Product: scopoletin glucosyltransferase-like
Exons: 3
Coding region: 64-1320 (418 amino acids)
Molecular function (GO): UDP-glycosyltransferase activity
Source: RefSeq, a predicted model, not a curated record
CAAAUCGAAUAAUAAAUAUUUUACAUUUAUAUAUAUUAACUAUUUCAGUAUAGUUGUAACUACAUGCCACCAAAGUCCAAAACAAUCUCGACACUGCUGACUCAAAUUAUUACUCACUCCCAUUGCAAGAGUGAGGCUCCAUUAUUACUCACUCCCAUUGCAAUAAUGCACAGCACACACACGAGAGAGAGAGAGAGAGAGAGAGAAAUACAUACAACUGUGACCAUGGAGAGCUCGGAUUAUUUAGCUCGACGUCCCCUGCACGUCGUGUUCUUCCCUUUCAUGGCUACGGGCCACAUGCCUCCCAUGGUGGACAUGGCCAACCUCUUUGCCGCCCGCGGCGGCGUCGCCACCACCGUCGUCGCCACCCCCGCCAACGCCCCCCUCAUCGACUCCCGCCGCCUCCCCGGUGCCAACAUCAGCCUCCGCAUCCUCCCCUUCCCCUCCCCCGCCCUCACCGGCCUCCCUCCCGGCAUCGAGAACAUCGCCGAACUCUCCGACUCAGACUCCGUUAACAGGUUCAUGGUCGCCGUGCCUGGACUCCGUGAGCCUUUUAGCCGCCUGCUCCGCGAGAUACGCCCGGUCGACGCCGUCGUCUCCGACUAUUUCUUCCCCUGGACAAUCCCCGUAGCCGAGGAGCUCGGCAUCCCCCGCCUCGUCUUCCACGGCACCGGCUUCUUCGCCCUCUGCGCCACCGCCGCCCCUGCCACCCCGCUCGGCAGUAGCGACACCGUCGUCCUCGGCGGCCUCCCGCGCCGGGUGGUGAUGCUCCGCUCCCAAAUGCCGGAUAGCGGCAAGUCGCCCCCCGCGUUCCGAGAAUUGUUCGGCGAGAUCGCGACGACGGAGGGGCGGAGCUUCGGCACGGUGGUGAACAGCUUCUACGAGCUCGAGCCCGACUACAUCCGCCACUUUCGAGAGGCGAUGGGGCACCGCGCGUGGCACGUGGGCCCCAUUGCACUCUUCGGUCGGGACGGAACCCUCCUUCAAAGGAGGCUCCGCCCGAAAGAAAAACAAGAAGAUGAAGAAGCACAAGAACGAAAAGAGCAGACACAUGAACCAACUGGGUCCAGUUCUUAUCUAAUAGAAUGGCUCGACCGGAACCGGCCCGGUUCGGUUAUCUACGUGUGCUUCGGGAGCAUGGGCCGGCUCGGGGCAGCCCAGCUGGCCCAGCUGGCUUUUGGCCUCGAAGCGUCCGACUAUCCUUUUAUUUGGGUCGUCAGGGAUUCUGACGACGAUGAUGCUGAAUGGCUGCGACGUGGAUUCAGGGAACGAGUGGAGGAUAGGGGCCUAGUACUGAAGGGGUGGUCCCUGCGACACUGA